Molecule: messenger RNA, 3471 nt
Organism: Trichobilharzia regenti
Lineage: Eukaryota; Metazoa; Platyhelminthes; Trematoda; Strigeidida; Schistosomatidae
Source: the annotation of a GenBank genome assembly
AUGGAUUAUUUAAUCAAAUCCGUUGAAGAACUAGCCAAUCCUACUUGCUUAAUUGAUGCGGAAAAACUAAAACAAUGUGGACUGACAGGAAUUGUUCUUCGUGAAUAUCAGCUACAGGGGAUAAACUGGCUGGCGAAUUGUGACUCACAAAAACACGGUGGACUUUUAUGCGAUGAAAUGGGUUUAGGCAAAACAUGUCAGGUUAUUUGUUUCAUUUUAGCUACCAGGAACGAGAAACCGGAUGCUACAUUUUUAAUUGUUUGUCCACUAUCUGUUAUAGAAAAUUGGAAGUGUGAACUCGAAAAUAUUGCUCCUGGCAUUCUCUUUAUGACCUACAUUGGUGAUAAGUUGAAACGACAAGAUCUUCGAUCUAAUUAUAACAAAUCAGUCAAAGUUAUUUUAACUACUUAUGAGUUGUGUAUCAAUGAUGAAGCAUUUUUUAGCAAUAUCUAUUGGAACUAUGUUAUUAUCGAUGAAGGACAUCGCCUUAAAAAUUGCAAUACCCAGUUAUAUGCAAUGUUAACCAGUACCUGCCUAGGAACUCGUUUCAUCCUAACUGGAACACCUGUUCAAAAUAACCUUGGAGAAUUGUUCAAUCUAUUGCAUUUCGUUGCACCUAAGUAUUUUCGUCAACAGUUGUAUUCCACAUUUGUAGGUUAUUUUACAAGAACAGAUGAAUCUUCUGAAAAGAGUAAAAUAGAUGAGGACAUGGCAAAAGUUCUUCGUCCAUUUCUUUUAAGACGUAUUAAACAGAAUGUGUUAACCGAUUUGCCACCACGUGUAGAUGUCCUGAUUUAUCAUUCCCUGACAUGUUUACAAACACAAAUCUAUCGAACAUUACUCACUCGUAAUCUAGAACUGUUUGUUGAUACCUUUGUUCCUCAAAAUGAUGUACGUGUAUGCAAUCGGCUAAAUAAUCUGAUUAUGCAAUUAAGAAAAUGUGUAAAUCAUCCCUAUCUAUUCGAUGGUGUCGAACCAGAACCAUUCACUCUUGGAGAACAUUUGGUUAAUGCUAGUGCUAAACUCACUCUAUUAGAUUUUCUACUGGCUUUUCUAUAUAAUCCGCAUAAGUCAAACAAUAAUAAUUCUACAGAAAAUUCAACUAUAUUGCCCUCUGAUUCCAAAGCUGUUCAUAAAGUUUUAAUAUUUUCACAAUUUACCCGGAUGCUUGAUAUAAUACAAGAUUAUCUAACUUUAAGAGGCUACAGUUAUGAACGUUUAGAUGGUUCAGUACGUGGUGAAGAUCGUUUCCAUGCGAUAAAUAGCUUUAAUAAAGAUCGAGAAACAUUUGUAUUUUUAUUAAGUACUCGUGCAGGUGGUCAAGGUUUAAAUCUUGUCGCUGCAGACACUAUUGUAUUUGUUGAUAACGAUUUCAAUCCACAAAUUGAUGUACAAGCUGCAGGACGUGCACAUCGGAUUGGACAAACCAAACCAGUCAGAGUAAUAAGACUAGUCGGUAGACAUACAAUUGAAGAGGCAAUACUUGCUCGAGCUGAAACAAAACUGAAAUUAGCAGCUCGUGUGUUGAAUGCAAGUGAUGCUAACUGUGGUGGAAAUCAAGAUGAUAAACGUUUCACAUUUGAUGAGUUGAAUAAUGUACUUAAAUUUGGGUUGGCUAAAUUGCUCAAAUCAACUGAAGAGGACAAUGACGAAGUCGGCAACAGUCAGCAAGUAAAACAUGAAGAUGCCGAUGCCAACAACAACAACAACAACAGUGUAAAGAUUAAAAGCCAAGAUGGAGGAGGAGACAUUCAAAGUAAACAUCAGCCUAACUUUACUAUUAUUCUUGGUGAAACGGAUCCCGACACUGGACAUUGGCUGCCGCUACCUUCAUCAGCUUCAGAUAUGUGUGAAAAUGAAGAUUUGAAUUCUUCUUGUGAUUGGGUGCUACUGACUGAUGAACCGUUUCACUGUGAGACGACUAAGGCUGAUGAAGAAGCCGUUGAAAGAUUACUUAAAGACUAUGAAUCAUCCAAAUCUAAGCCGAAGAUUGAUAGUGACAUACGUGGGGUGAGGAAUGACAAUUAUGACGAUGAUGACGACAACGAUGUUGAUGGUGAUGAUGAUACCGAGUUAUAUAUGCAAGAAUACAAUGAGAAGUUGAAAAAUCCAAGUUCCAGGUUCCCUCAGAUGAGCUCACGGAGUAAAGUAUUGACACCAGAGGAAAUUGAAACUCGUAGAAAAAAGGUUGCUGAAAUGCUAGCUGAACGUCAACAGAAACGAAUGGAAAAUAAAAUUAAACAAAGGAAGGCACGCUUAGAGAAGAAAGCUUCAAUGUGGCAAUCUGUUGGUUAUCGUACAUUCAGUGUUUUUCGAGAAGAAUCUCUUGAGGCAGAAUCACGGCAUUAUCCUAAUCCUACAGGAGAAGAGGCGGAUGAUGAUGAGGACAUCGAUGGCAAUACUAUUAACGAAUGCAACGAAUUAGAAUAUGACGAUGAUCAUGAUGAAAAUGAUGCACAGUCUCUUAAUCAUCGAAAACCACAUGCUGAUAUUUACUAUAAAAUUGGUGAUGUUACUAAACCGUUAAGUAUUUUCGCUAAAAAUCAAUCAAGAAAUGAUGAUUAUAAUGUUGACGGGAAUCCACCAUAUUUUGUUUGUGUUUCAGUUGAUGAUAGUGGAAAAUGGGGCCAUGGUGGUAUUUUUCGCGUAUUGGAUACACAAUGUAAUGGUCAAAUCAAAAAUGCCUAUGAAUUAGCCGGUCAAAUGGAUGAUUUAAACUUGGGCGAUUGUUUAAUUAUCCCAGUUUUGGAUCCUGAUAAUUUAUCGUUAAGGGAGAAGAAAAUUUCGACUUUUGAUGACUGCCUCAAUCAUCAUUUAAACGAGACAACUGCCUCCUCCUCCUCCUCUUCCACCUCGAAUGAUCUUCACUGGUCAACUAAUUUUUGUGGUCUGUUAGUUGUACAAAAACAUAUCCGUCGUAAUCGUUCAGAUUUCGGUGUACGAUCAGACUUGGAUUUACGCGCAUUAGAACGAUGUUUAUCUGCUCUAGGAAUGACAUGUGCUCGUCUUAAAGCUGGUUCUGUUCAUAUCCCUCGAUUGGGACAUGGUAGUCAAGUGUUUACAUGGUAUGCUAUCGAACGCUUGUUAAAAAAGCAUCUGGUCGAUCAUUAUGGCAUUUCAGUAUAUGUAUAUUAUUAUCCACGAAACAGUAGACGAUCGGAUUCUACACAGUUGAACAUUCAGCCUACUACACCUGACUCGACGGCAGUGUCUCCUCCACUCCGAAAUGCAUCAUCAAAAAAAGGUUUAAAACGCAACCCGAAGCCUCAAGAUAACGAAGUUAGUGAUAAUAUUAAUAGUAAUGAUGGAAAAACUCCAGAUGUUAUACGACCAGCUAAGCAUUUACGGAAUUUAUUCACUGGGAAAAGUUUCUAUCUUCAUAAUUCUUCGAAAGGUGGUGAUGAUGAUGAUGAUUGCACCGAAGAAAUGAAGAAGUUGAAACGAAUAAUUAUAACAUAUCCUUUUUUAUAA